AUGGACAAGGAAAAUGAGGAAAGCAAUCAGCUUCAGCCCCAAGACUCGCCCAAUCCUGGGGUCGUCAAACAGAACCUCAAGGACGCGGGAAAUCGGUCCAGUAAUCACUACAAGAAGCGGCUUUCGCCGCUCCGCUUCUAUUUGCGCCAGAAAUGCUUGCCUCUAGUGCGAAGCGAAACGGCCGUGCUUGAGAAAAUCCAGCAGCGGUAUCGGAACCGGGCGCUCGACAUCUACUUUGCCUGGACCGCCAAUCUUGCAUCGCACACCUUCUACGUUCUCAUGUUGCCAUUGCCGCUCUGGUUCGGAGCGUCCCGUAUGGCCCGGGACUUGGUUUUCGUGUUGGGAAUGGGUAUCUAUGUCACGGGAUUCUGUAAGGAUUUCCUCUGUCUCCCAAGACCUCGCUCGCCUCCUUUGCACAGAAUCACCAUGCUGUCCUACACGGCCCAAGAAUAUGGCUGGCCCUCGUCGCACUCGGCCAAUGCCACGGCUGUCACUUUGGUGUUGACUGCGAAAUUGUGGGAAUUGCGCUCUGACUUGGGUUUUGCCUUGUGGCUGGCGCUCAUGGUGUUGCUUGCCGUGUACUACUUCUCGCUUAUAGCAGGCAGGUUGUACUGCGGCAUGCACGGUUUUUUCGACGUCGGAACGGGCGCUCUAAUAGGUCUGGCGAUGUUUAUUUUCCGUCUUUUCUUCGGUACAGCUGUCGACCAGUGGGUUUUUGCUUCUCCGCGGAACGGUUCAUGGUGGGGCAUUUUUGCUACCGCGUGGAUGAUAAUCUUGGGCCACUUGGCGUUGAUCCACGUUUACCCUGAGCCUGUUGACGACUGCCCGUGCUUUGAUGAUUCUGUUGCGUUUGUCGGCGUUCUUAUCGGGUUGGAUUUGUCCCAUUACGCUUGCGUGCUAUCCAACCGUUUCGCGGCAACCAACGCCUUUUUCGAUCCCAUCAGAGUUCCCUUUGAUACGUCUCGUGGACCGAUCAACUGCUUGAUGCGCUUUAUUCUUGGGGUGGCACUUGUGGUGGUGUGGAAGUCGAUACUGAAACCGGUUCUCUUUACUAUUUUACCCCCCAUCUACAAACUAGUGGGCGUAUACUUGCCACGGAGUCACUUUAUCUCGACGGCGCGGACCAAAAAGACAUCAAGACAGAUCCGUAGCCAGUCGCUCUCCAACAUGAAGAAUGAGCCCAUGCUUGAACUCGACAAUGUGUUGAAAUCUGUCGUAGCCAAUGGGAAGACGCAGGUUGGACCUACGGAUGACAUUGAUGCCUACGAGCUUUUGGACUACCAGCUGAAACACCCUGAUGAGAAGUACGAUGUGAAAAUCAGCGGUGUUUUCCGCAAAAGAUACGAUGUGGAAAUCAUUGGUCGUGUGAUUGUGUACGCUGGUAUUUCCAUCACUUCCGUAUGGGGCUUUGCGCUAGCUUCCGAGGCGUUGGGAUUGUAA
Molecule: messenger RNA, 1440 nt
Organism: Clavispora lusitaniae ATCC 42720
Lineage: Eukaryota; Fungi; Ascomycota; Pichiomycetes; Serinales; Metschnikowiaceae
Product: sphinganine kinase
Cellular component (GO): endoplasmic reticulum membrane
Molecular function (GO): sphingosine-1-phosphate phosphatase activity
Source: RefSeq, a predicted model, not a curated record